AUGUCAGCCCAGAGCCUGCUGCACAGUGUCUUCUCCUGCUCCUCGCCCGCGUCGGGCGGCACGGCCUCAGCCAAGGGAUUCUCCAAAAGGAAGCUGCGCCAGACACGCAGCCUGGACCCAGCCCUGAUCGGUGGCUGCGGGAGCGAGAUGGGCACCGAGGGCGGCCUGCGGGGCUCCACAGUAAGCCGCCUCCACUCUCCGCAGCAACUAGCCGAGGGUCUCGGUUCCCGCUCCACGUCUUCUCCCCGAAGUCAGCACCCUCGGGCUACCCGGUUCCCGACACCCAGACCUUUAUGCUCGUCUUUCUCCACACCCAGUACCCCUCAAGAAAAGUCGCCUUCUGGCAGCUUCCACUUUGACUACGAGGUCCCACUGAGUCGCAGUGGUUUCAAGAAGAGCAUGGCCUGGGACCUGCCUUCUGUCCUGGCCGGCUCCGCGAGUGGCCGCAGUUCCGCAAGCAUCCUCUGGCCCUCUGGGGGAGGCCCCAAUGGCAUCUUCGCUUCUCCUAGGAGAUGGCUCCAGCAGAGGAAGUUCCAGCAGCCACCUAACAGUCGUAGCCACCCGUAUGUCGUGUGGAGGUCCGAGGGUGACUUCACCUGGAACAGCAUGUCUGGCCGCAGUGUGCGUCUGAGGUCAGUCCCCAUCCAGAGCCUCUCGGAGCUGGAGCGGGCACGGCUGCAGGAAGUGGCUUUUUAUCAGUUGCAGCAGGACUGUGACCUGGGCUGUCAGAUCACCAUCCCCAAAGAUGGACAAAAGAGAAAGAAAUCUUUGAGAAAGAAACUGGAUUCCCUAGGGAAGGAAAAGAACAAAGACAAAGAAUUUAUCCCACAGGCAUUUGGAAUGCCCUUAUCCCAAGUCAUUGCCAAUGACCGGGCAUAUAAACUAAAGCAAGACUUGCAGAGGGAGGAGCAAAAGGACGCAUCUGAUUUUGUGUCUUCCCUCCUCCCGUUUGGGAAUAAGAAACAGAACAAAGAACUCUCAAGCAGUAACUCAUCUCUCAGCUCAACCUCAGAAACACCAAAUGAGUCCACAUCCCCGAACACUCCAGAACCGGCUCCUCGGGCCAGGAGAAGGGGUGCCAUGUCAGUGGAUUCCAUCACAGAUCUGGAUGACAACCAGUCUCGACUCCUAGAAGCUUUACAACUCUCCUUGCCUGCUGAGGCUCAGAAUAAAAAAGAAAAGGCCAGAGAUAAGAAGCUGAGUCUGAAUCCCAUUUACAGGCAGGUCCCCAGGCUGGUGGACAGCUGCUGCCAGCAUCUGGAAAAACAUGGCCUCCAGACAGUGGGGAUAUUUCGAGUUGGAAGCUCAAAAAAGAGAGUGAGACAAUUGCGUGAGGAAUUUGACCGUGGGAUUGAUGUCUGUCUGGAAGAGGAGCACAGUGUUCAUGAUGUGGCAGCCUUGUUGAAGGAGUUCCUCAGGGACAUGCCUGACCCGCUUCUCACUAGGGAGCUAUACACAGCAUUCAUCAACACUCUCUUGUUGGAACCAGAAGAACAACUGGGCACCUUGCAACUCCUCAUCUACCUUCUACCUCCCUGCAACUGCGACACCCUCCACCGCCUCCUACAGUUCCUCUCCAUUGUGGCCAGGCAUGCAGAUGAUAAUGUCAGCAAAGAUGGACAAGAGGUCACCGGGAACAAAAUGACAUCUCUGAACUUGGCCACUAUAUUUGGACCCAACCUGCUCCACAAACAGAAGUCAUCAGACAAGGAAUAUUCUGUCCAGAGCUCAGCCAGAGCUGAAGAGAGCACAGCCAUCAUAGCUGUGGUCCAGAAGAUGAUUGAAAACUAUGAAGCCCUGUUCAUGGUUCCCCCUGAUCUCCAGAACGAAGUGCUCAUCAGCCUUCUGGAGACAGAUCCGGAUGUCGUGGACUACUUGCUCCGAAGAAAGGCUUCCCAAUCCUCGAGCCCUGACAUGCUGCAGUCGGAAGUUUCCUUUUCCAUGGGAGGGAGGCAUUCAUCUACAGACUCCAACAAGGCCUCCAGCGGAGACAUCUCCCCUUAUGACAACAACUCCCCAGUGCUGUCUGAGCGCUCCCUGCUGGCUAUGCAAGAGGACAGGGCCCGGGGGGGCUCGGAGAAACUUUAUAAGGUGCCAGAGCAGUAUACACUGGUGGGCCACUUGCCAUCGCCAAAGUCGAAGUCAAGAGAAAGUUCUCCUGGACCAAGGCUUGGAAAAGAUAUGUCAGAGGAGCCUUUCAAUAUCUGGGGAACUUGGCAUUCAACAUUAAAAAGUGGAUCCAAAGACCCAGGAAUGACAGGUUCCUAUGGUGACAUUUUUGAAAGCAGCUCCCUGCGACCGAGGCCCUGUUCCCUUUCUCAAGGGAACCUAUCCCUGAAUUGGCCUCGGUGUCAAGGGAGCCCCACGGGGCUGGACAGUGGGACUCAGGUCAUUCGGAGGACUCAGACGGCGACCACCGUGGCACAGUGCAGUGUCCACCUUCCCGUGUCGCGUGUCUGCAGCACUCCCCACAUCCAGGGCGGCGGCAGGGGGUCCAGGCAGCCUGCAGCCAGGUCUGAGCCAUUUUUGUCCGUAAACAGUACGGAAGACCUGGCCGAGGGUGAGGUGGAAGAGGCCUGGCUGCAAAGCCAGGCCCAGCCUGUGUACCAAAAACCUCAGGAAAGUGGCAGAGAUGACAGGCGCCCCCCGCCUCCUUACCCGGGGUCAGGGAAGCCUGCCAUGGCCUCCUCGGCCCAGCAGCCCCAGGAGCCUCCCCUGUGGAGGCUCCAGAGGCAUGAAGAAGGUUCGGGAACAGCUGCAGAAGAAGGAGGCCAGCAAGCCUCAGGAGAACAUCCAGCCAGGCCAAAAAAACUGAGCAGCGCCUACUCCCUCUCAGCCUGCGAGCAGGACAGGCAGAACUUGGGGGAGGCCAGCUGGCUCGACUGGCAGCGAGAGCGGUGGCAGAUCUGGGAGCUCCUGUCAACUGACAACCCCGACGCCCUCCCGGAAACCCUAGUAUGAACCUGCCCGCCAGCAGCUGGAGCCCGCCCUCCCAAAAAAAAAAACAUCCUCUUCCGGCCCAGACCCGGAAAACUUGCCGAUGGACAAUUGGACAAUUAUUCAUUUUUAUUUUUCUUUUCGUUUUUCCACACUUUGAAAAAUCAACACAAGAGAAAGUCAGUCCACUUACAGAGAGACACUCCUACCCUUGCCAUUUAUGAUAACAUUCUAUUGCGUAGCCAGCCUUAGGGGAAAAAAAUCCCAAACAUGACAAUACCCAAUCUCAAAACUACCCACAUUGGCUAUAUAUAAAAUCAAACUCUUGCUUUGGUAUAGCUUAAUUGUAUUUAUGUGUCUUCAAUUUUGACUAUUGUAUAUUCUGUAACAAAUUAUGUGUGAUAAUCAAUAUGAUAAUAUUCACAGAGAAGACAGAACAAUUUUAAAAAAUCACUGCACUUAUAUUACACCAUGAGAUAUAUUAAGCAACAAAAUUCUAUAGAAUAUUCUAGAAUAUGCACAAGCGGGUUUCUGUGCUUUUUGCCAUCGCUUUUUCACGGGGACAGCCCUCCCUUCAAUGCCUAAGAAAAAUACUAACCAAACAAAACAGAAUGUGAGAAGCCAUAUUUUUAUACAGUGUUGAGAAGCAGAAGUUAUAGUCACUGAAUGCUUUUUCAUAGUGAACAAGUUUUAAGGAAAUAUUCAAUUUGAUAUGUUUUGGAAUAUAUUUUUAGAAACUGUUUAGAAAGGACUCAGCAAAUCAUAGGAGAAAAAGGCGGUGCCUAACCGUACUUAAGAACAUGUCCAUCACAUUCUAGGUUAAAUUCAGUUUUAUAUAGGACACUUAUAUAUUUAUAAUGUGUAACUUUUAUGUAUUUUUCAAAACUACAAACUGGAAUCCAACUAUAAAAAGUUUUAAAAUCCAAAUGAAUACACAUUCACAUUAUACAACACCAUUCCCCCCUCUCCCCAGUUAUCAAUAUUAGCCCAAUUACAAGCAAUUCCUUGUAAAGUAAAUCCUAUCUGGGGGGGGCAAAAAUCAGCUACAUCUUUGCGCUUACAUUUGCCAAAGGCUGAGGAAACGUGUCUUGGUAAUUUUAUGUGUAUUGUAAUGUAUGUGUUACUACUACUACUACCUUACUUCAACAAUUUGAAGUGUUACAACUGCAAAACCACUUUUGACCAGCAGGUGGCAGUUUGCUUCAGUAUUUUCUGACUUUUUUCACAUCAGAAGGGACAGUGUACUAUAUACAAAGAGGGUUAUAUAUAUAUAACGUGCUACUCUUAAUUUUCAUGUUGGCAAUGAAAUUUUUCAGUGGUGUUUCUUAAAAUUCUAUCUUGUGCCAUGAUAAAUAAAAAGUUAAGCAAAGA
Molecule: messenger RNA, 4308 nt
Organism: Peromyscus maniculatus bairdii (prairie deer mouse)
Lineage: Eukaryota; Metazoa; Chordata; Mammalia; Rodentia; Cricetidae
Gene: Arhgap6
Product: Rho GTPase activating protein 6
Biological process (GO): signal transduction
Molecular function (GO): phospholipase binding; phospholipase activator activity
Source: RefSeq, a predicted model, not a curated record